GGCCCCUGCGCGUAGCUCUUCGCGAGCUGCGCGCCGCGCCCCCAGAAGAGCUAGCCGAAUCCAUUGCAAAGCAAUGGCAGCAACAGCUGCUGCAGCGGAGCCGGCUGCGGGCGGCGCAGUCGACGCCCUGCUGCUGCACCAGCAGCGCCCCGCCGCGGCUGCGCGGGUUGCUGCGGCUGUCAUCGAGAAUCGGGCGCGCGAGGUGGGCCUGGCUGUGUUGGACCCGGCGCGGCUCAGUCUGCGCCUGACCCAGUUCAUAGAGCCCGGCAGGUCGUACGCGAUAACCGCCAUGCUGUUGGAGAUGGUGGAAGCAACGGAUGUCGUGGUGGUUGCGGCGGUUGAUGGCGGCGGGGGCGGCGGCGGCGGAGGGAGGGCCGCGUUCCACGAGGCGGGGUUGAACCGCACAGUGACUGGCUGGGCGGCGGCGGCGGCGGCGGCGAGUGGUGGCGGCGGAGGCGGCGGUGGCUUCGGCGUACACGCCAUGCCGCGGUCCUGCUUUGACGACACGCAGGGCGGCCGCCUGCUGUCCGAGUACGCCACACCCGACAGCGCCGCCGCCAUGCAGCUGCACUCGGCGGCGGCGGCGGCCAGUGGCGGCGGCGGUGUGGCGGGCUCCGCCGCCGCAAGCCGUACGCUGCAGUACCUCGCACUGGGCGCGGCCGGCGCCCUGCUGCACUGGGCGCUGGGACCCGAGGCCGUCCACUGCGCCCUCGGCGGAGACAGCGGCGGCGGCUCUGGCGGCGGCGGUGGCGGCGGCGGCGGUUCGGGCCGUAGCCGGCGUGGCCGGCGCGGCGGCGCAGCCGCCGCCGUCCUCGGUGACCCGUACGGCGGCGCGGCGGCGGCGGGGGCGGGAGCGGCGCCACCACCGCUGGCGCUGCGGCGGGGUUGUCUGCGGCUGGAAGCUCUUGAUGCGGGUCUGUACAUGCGGGGCCUCACGGGACCCGGCGGCCUGGCAGAGGCGCUGGAGGUGGUGGGUGGCGGCGCGAGUCUGCAGCGGCUGCUGGGGGCGGGUGUGCGCACGCGGGCGGGGGCGCGGCUGCUGCGCUCCAGCCUGCUACAGCCGCUGGCAGACGUGACCAGCCUCAGCAUGAGGUACGACGCGGUGGAGGAGCUGCAGGGCGAGGGCGGGCGGCUGGGCUUCGAUGUGGGUCAGGUGCUGAGUCAGCUGCCGCCCGACCUGGACAAGAUGUGCUACAGCCUGGCGGCGGCGGGGCUGGCGGCGGCGGCGGGGGCGGGAGCUACUGCCGGUGGCGGCGGAGGAGGAGGAGGCGGAGGGUCAGACCCAAGCCGCGGCAUCGGCGCCCUUGUUCAGGCGCUGCUGCUGCUGCGGUGCGUGCUGGCGCUCACGGAGCCGCUGGCGGAGGCGCUGGAGGGCGCCCGGAGUCCGCUGCUGGCGGCGGUGCGCGCCCACUGCCGCAACCCCCAGCUGGCCCGGCUGCGGGAGCGCAUCGACCAGGUGUUGGACGAGGAGGCGGCUGCCGCCACCUCCCGCGGCGCGCCCUUCGUGUCUCGCGUUCAGCAGUGCUUCGCCGUGCGACUGCCCGGAGGCAGCAGCGGAGGCGGAGGCGGAGGCGGUGGGGUCAGUGGGCACGGGGGUGGCGGGGGCGGUGCUGCAGACACGCCGAUGGGUCAGGGAGAGGGCGAGGGCGAGGAACUGGAAGGGGAGGGCGGCGCCGGGGCCGCGGCGGCGGGGCUGCUGCGCCGCCACACACAGGCAUGGCGACAGGGGCAGCAGCAGGGGCAGGUGGGCCAAGAGGGCCAAGAGGGCCAAGGGCGACAAGGGCGACAAGGGCGACAAGCCCGUCAACCUGGCGGCGCCGCUGCCGGCGGCGCCGCCGCUGGCGGCGCGGCGGCAGUAGCACGCGAUGGCGACAGUGACGACGGCGACGAGGGGGAGGCUGUAGCAACCGCCGCCGCAGCCGACGAGUACGGGGGGCUGCUGGCAGUAGCACGCGGCUGCCUGUGCCGCCUGACGGAGGCGGUGCACCAGCUGGGGCAGCGCUACGGCGAGCAGUGGGGGCUGCCGCUCAAGGUGUGCUACAGCGGCCGCAAGGGCUUCUACCUCACUCUCAACCAGCAGCAGCGUCAGGACGAGGGACCUGGCGGCGGCAGCCGGGGCGGUGGCGGCCGCCGGCGUGGCGGCGGCCGUGGCGGCGGCGGCGCUGGUGGUGGAAACGGCGGAGGAGGGGGGCUGCGGCAGCAGGCGCAGCUGCCGCCCGAACUACUGGUUUUGGAGCGCCGCGGGCGAGGCACGCUGGUCCUGACCAGCCACGAGCUCAACGCGCUCAACUCGCGGCUGCGGGAGGCGGUGGCGGACUGCUUGCUGCUCACGCGCCAGCUGCUGGAGGCGGUGGUGGUGGAGGCGGUGGGCGGGGCCAUGGCGGCGCUGCAGCGGCUCACGGACGGAGUGGCGCUGCUGGACAUGCUGGUGGGCUUUGCGGCGGCGGCGGCGCCGGACGGGCCUCUGGGUCCCUGCUGCCGCCCCCAGCUGCAGCCGGGCGGCCCCCUGGCCAUUGUGCAGGCCGCCGCCAACGGCGCCUUCCAGUCCUCCGCCUCCCGCGCCAGCGUCGGCGGCCGCGCCGCCGCUCCCCCUCUGUCGCCGCCGCCGGCGCCUCCUCAGCCCAACGACACCUUCCUGUCUCCCGCCAGCGCGCCGCUGCACCUGGUCACGGGGCCCAACAUGUCCGGCAAGUCCACCUACCUGCAGCAGGUGGGUCUGCUGGUGGUGCUGGCCCAGGCGGGCUGCCCGGUGCCGGCGGCGCACUGCUGCCUGCCGCCCUUCACGGCGCUGCUGGGGCGGCUGGGCACAGCCAUGGGCGGGGGAGCCGGAGCCGGAGGAGGAGCUGUUGGAGCCGGGGCAGGAGGAGGCGGAGGGGGAGGGGGAGGCGGAGGGGGAGGCUGGGGCCGAGGUGGCGGGGCAGGAGGGGGAGGGGGAGGUCCGCUGGGCGCCUCGUGGGCGCCGGAGGACGACCUGGAGUCGGGGCGGAGCAGCUUCCUCACAGAGAUGCAGGACGCGGCGCACGUGCUGUCGGCCGCCGGACCUCGCAGCCUGGUGCUGCUGGACGAGUUGGGCCGCGGCACCAGCACCGCGGACGGCGUGGGGCUGGCCUGGGCGAUCGCGGAGGAGCUGCUGGCCCGCGGGUCGCCCUGCCUGCUGGCCACCCACUUCCGCCAGCUGGCCGAGAUGGCGGUGCUGUACCCGGCGGCGCGCGUGUGGAAGCUGCAGGUGGACACGUCAGGAGGGGAGCUGGACUUCCGCUGGCUGCUGCAGCCUGCCGCGGCGCUGGACUACUGCCACUACGGACUGCUGCUGGCGGCGGCGGCGGGGCUGCCGGAGGAGGUGGUGGCCGAGGCGGGCAGGGUCGCUGCGAUGCUGGAGGACGCUGAGCGGCGGCGGCUGGAGCUGUGCGCCGCCGCCAGCGCGGACUGGGCGGCGGCGGCCGCCAUAUGCAGCAGGCUGGUGAUGCUGGUGCAGCACUGGCGGAGCAGCCACGGGGACCGCGCGCCCGGGGAUCGCGCCGUCGCCGUGCGGGGUGGCGCCGGCCGCGCAGGAGAGGGCGGCGCGGAGGGCGAGGACGAAGAGGGCGAAGAGGAUGAAGGGGACGGAGAGGGGCGGCAGCAGGGUGUGGCGGCGGCUCAGAAGCGCAGGCGGGUGGAGGAGGAGGACCAGGCGGAGCAGGCGGCCCUGCUGGAGGAGCUGCGCGGUCUGGCGGAGGCGGCGCUGCAGCUGGCGGGGGCGCAGUAGACCGCCGAUGUUUGCGCAGUUGACACGGCGGGGUCGAGUGUUAGGCUUCACGCCUACCUUGUUUUAGCGAUGCGCGAACACGAGUGAAGCAUGCAGAAUGGCCCCGCCGACGACCUGCCUCGCCCUGACUCCUGAGUCUCCAUCGAUUCUCUGCCACUCCCCACCUGUGUAAUCAAUCGUCAUG
Molecule: messenger RNA, 3929 nt
Organism: Chlamydomonas reinhardtii
Lineage: Eukaryota; Viridiplantae; Chlorophyta; Chlorophyceae; Chlamydomonadales; Chlamydomonadaceae
Exons: 24
Coding region: 74-3745 (1223 amino acids)
Biological process (GO): mismatch repair
Cellular component (GO): nucleus
Molecular function (GO): mismatched DNA binding; ATP-dependent DNA damage sensor activity; ATP binding
Source: RefSeq, a predicted model, not a curated record